Callorhinchus milii (elephant shark) is the source of this 2769-nucleotide messenger RNA. RefSeq names its product ankyrin repeat and fibronectin type-III domain-containing protein 1-like. Gene Ontology annotation, biological process: establishment of mitotic spindle orientation; regulation of establishment of bipolar cell polarity. Gene Ontology annotation, cellular component: spindle. The record is from RefSeq and is a predicted model, not a curated record. Lineage: Eukaryota; Metazoa; Chordata; Chondrichthyes; Chimaeriformes; Callorhinchidae. Gene Ontology annotation, molecular function: protein binding.
AUGACCCAGCAAAUGCGUGACCUCCAGCAGGCUCAUGGGAAGAAGCUGGUAACGCCUUCCUCCCCAAAUGCAGCAAAGAGGUUGUACAGAAACCUUUCAGGGAAGUUCAAGGUCAACUACACCUCGUUCGAUGAGACAAGCUUGAUGGGGAGAAAUGAAAAGAACAAGCAGCGCAAGUCCUGUGUGAAUUUUCACAGUAAUGAAGCUCUGUUUGAGGCAGUGGAACAGCAGGAUCUUGAUACGGCCCAGAUGCUCUUAAACCUCUAUAGCACAGAGGAGCUGGAUUUAAACACACCCAACAGUGAGGGCUUGAUGCCUCUUGAUAUCGCCAUCAUGACCAACAAUGUACCCAUGGCCAAGAUGCUACUGCAGGCUGGAGCUAAGGAGAGCCCACACUUUGUGAGUUUGGAGAGCCGGGCGUUGCUGACGACGCUGGUGAGAGAGGCUGAGCAGCGUGUGAAUGAGCUGACUGCACAGGUCGUGAAUGAAGCUCCCAAUGCUGACUGCACAGAGAAGGAGAAGCAGCUAAAGGCCUGGGAAUGGCACUACCGGCUCUUCAAACGCAUGAAAGCUGGCUUUGAGCAUGCACGAGCUCCCGAAGCCCCAGCCAACGUCCAGCUGUCUGUUGCAAGCAGCUCCUCUUUGCACCUCACCUUCCAGGAGCCUCUCAGCUUCAACUCUGCUGUGGUCACAAAAUACAAAGUCGAAUGGAGCAGCUCUCCCGACUUCACUGCGGUAACAGGAGAGGCCGUGCUGGAAGAGUUGAAAACUCUACAGCACACGAUCACAGGCCUGGUCACAGGAGUUCCUUACUAUGUCCAGGUAGCAGCCUAUAAUAUGAAAGGCUGGGGUCCAUAUCAAGAUUCCUCUCCUCCAUUUGCAACACCAUCCAACUGGAGGGAGUGCAUUGGCAAAGAAUCCAGAGCCAGGGGACAGACGGAAGCUCUGGACCAACUACUGAACCAGAUUAGGAACACCCACCAGCACUGCAUCUGCCACGAUUCACCCCCAGGCCGAAAGCACUCGAUGUCCAAGAGUUUGAAGCAUCUCUUUCAGCCGACGAGUAAAUUUGUCAAAAAUCUCAAAAGAGGCCUGUACUUGACAGCGAUAUUCUACAAGGGUGAAGACAUCCUGGUGACACAUGAAGACCAGAUUCCAGUGGUGGAUAUGGACGAUUCGUACUCAAGUUCACUAAUGCAGGAUUUCCUUUGGUUUACCAAGGUAUCCUGCAUGUGGGAAGACAGUCGCUGGCUGCGCCAGUGUAUGAGUCCUUCUUUAUCCUCCUGUUCCUCCGUACUCCAGGCCCGCCAUAAGAUGCUCGUGGCAGUCGCUCAGCUUCAGGGGCUACUUGGAACCCAGGACCUUGGUCAAGUAUACUUUGAGCCGAUGAAGGACAAGCAUGGCAAUGUGUUGAUAGUGACCUUGAGGGAGCUCAACUCACACCAAAGCUUGGAGAAUGUCAGAUGGAUCCCGCUUUCAAAGAUACCAAGUCAACGCAAGUCUCUCUCCUCAUCAGAAGAACCCACGGCACUGGACACAUUACUCCUGACACUCCAUGAAAAGCUGGCCUACCACAAGAGGAGCAACCAGUCCCUGACCCCAGGCCUCUACCUCGGCUACCUAAAGCUCUGCAGCUCUGUCGAUCAAAUCCGAGUGCUUGUCCCUCAAAAACUACCCAAUAUCCUCUGUCACAUCAAGAUACGGAGCAAUCCCAAUAUCUCCAGAGAUGAGUGGGAAUGGCUGCUGAACCUGACCGACCUGGAAGAAGCCACUCUGGCUGAACCUAGUCCUGAAGAUACCCAGAACAUCUUUCAGCAAGAACUCAGGAUAUCCAUUACAGAACUGAUGAAUCAGAUCGGAAUUCCGCUCUACCAGGCCAGAGAGUUCCGUCUGUACAGUCAGGAGGUUUUGGAGUUUGGGGACAAAGUGUCAUUUCUCCUUCUUCUGCCGCCCUCGGAUGAUGUGUGCACAGCUCCUGGACAGAACAACCCCAACCCGCACUCCGGCUUCCUCACAUUGCCUCUUCAGAUCUUUGAGCUGGUUCACUUUUUUACCUACGAUAAGGCGUUCAUAAGCCAGUAUUGUCAAGUGUCAGCACUGUUGGAGCUAGACUCCCUCCUCUCACAGCAAGCUCUGAGGGAAGCAUUCUCAGACUCCGAGGUCGUGGAAGCCAAGCAGAAGCACCAACAAGUGCAAGACUUCAUGCAGCAAAUGGAAGAGAUUUGGCGGGAGAUGCGUUGGAUAAUGGAUGUUCUGCAAUAUGCAAGGUACAAACAGCCUCCCGGUGGGAUCCCUUUGACCUGGCUGAUGUAUUUUACCAAAAGUAUGAGCAAAGAUGGGGCACAGUCCACUUUGUGCAACCCAGAUUACCUGCUCUCCCCAACUCCAUCGCCAGAGCCUGGUCGGAAACAGAAUUCUGAUUCUCAUGGGAUAUCAGAUGAAGACGGUUCCUCAGAGGUAUUUUUGGCAACAGACAGUGAUUAUGACUCCAGUAGAGCUCAGAGUCCCAAAGAGCUGGACCUCAUCUACUCAGCAGUGCCCGAUUGCAGCAGAAGACCCAAUCACAUCCUGCGUGACAGCGCUCCCGAUGUCCUUCGAGCUUAUGAAUUCAGAUCGCCGAUUGCCAGCAGCAAUCAAGAGGGCCCAAGGCAUCCGACAAUCUAUGACAGUGAUUUUGUCCUUCCCAGCAGACAGCUGGAACUAUUGCAUAUCACAGAAAAAAGACAAGCCUAUUGUGUCCGAACGAAGAAAGUGCUGGUCUCGACCUGA